This is a messenger RNA of Musa acuminata subsp. malaccensis (wild Malaysian banana), 1164 nucleotides long. RefSeq lists its product as uncharacterized. Lineage: Eukaryota; Viridiplantae; Streptophyta; Magnoliopsida; Zingiberales; Musaceae. Gene Ontology annotation, molecular function: GTPase activity; GTP binding. Gene Ontology annotation, cellular component: endosome; Golgi apparatus. Gene Ontology annotation, biological process: Rab protein signal transduction; vesicle-mediated transport. The record is from RefSeq and is a predicted model, not a curated record.
CGAAGCAACCCAAUGAACGAAUCAUCGUCGCUCGUCUUUCUCGGCGAAUCGGACGCGAUGAGACUCUCCGAUCGCGGAACCUAAUUCCGUCGAAAGUUCCUUCGAUCGGCGGAGAAUGAGCUCCAGGGCCCGUAAUCUCACCUUCAAGCUCGUUCUCCUCGGUGACGGCCGAGUUGGGAAAACCUCCCUUGUAUUGAGAUAUGUAAAUAAUGUAUUCUUUGAGAAGCAAGAAACUACGGUGCAAGCUUCCUAGUUAACAAAACGCCUUGUCAUUGGAGGUGUGCCUAUUACCUUGUCCAUAUGGGAUACUGCUGGACAGGAACGUUUCCAUGCCUUGGGUCCUAUAUACUAUCGUGAUGCAGAUGCAGUGCUUUUAGUCUAUGACGUCACAGAUACUGAUACUUUUCUUCGAGUUAGAAAGUGGGUUAAGGAACUUCAGCAGAUGGCAUCAAACGAUAUAGUCAUGGUCAUUGCAGCAAAUAAAAACGAUUUUAUCAGAUCAAAGAAGUAUGAUAUUCAAGAAGCUGAAAGCUAUGCAAUGACAAUUGGAGCAAAACUUUUUCUGACAUCUGCGAAAUUUGGGUCGGGAAUAAAUGAUGUCUUUCUUGAUUUAACAGCACGAUUGUUGCAGAAGAAAAAAAACAGUGCCCAGGGCUCAUCACCUGCUCUACCAAGAAAAGGGAUUAUUGUUGUAGAUGAUGAACCAGAGAGAGAACCCCCACCAAAGUGUUGCUCAUAGCAUUGAGGUUCCAGAUUUUUACAAGUAACAACAGGUACACCUACCACACUUCAUUUGUUUGGCCAGAGGAAGAAAAGAAAAUUGAUUUUACUUGCAGGAGCAGUAGUAGUGUGAAUAUUGGCGUCUGCUAUGUGGAGGGUGAUCCGACAGUAGGAAAUCUAGGCUUUGUGUAUCUUCACUAACCUGGACAGAUUACCAGAAAUUAUUAGCAUCAACAGUAGUAUCUGCUGUUUGUCCCUCGAGAAAUGUUGUGUUAUUUGGUGUCUACAUCUCCAAGGUGAAGUCAGCUUCAACUGUUCUAAACUUCCGUCCUCUCCAUCGGCCCAUUUAGUUCAACAAGAAUAGAUGUCUUUAGCUGAUAUAUGUUUUAUAAGACGUACAUUACCAUUACUUUAAUGCUAAAUCGAAUUAUUCCUUUGUUUUGA